AUGGAUCAAAUAAUCAAAUAUGGUGGAAUUGAUAAUAUUCCGUUAUAUAAUUGCAGGUGAGAACUUUUUUGAAUACGGCUCUUUUUUGGAAUGACUUGUUCUAUUCUACAACAAGAGCUGAACAAUAAUUUUAUUAUCAAAAAAAUUCAAUCCCGAAUACCCUCCUAACUUCCUUUUGAAUACAUUAAAUAAAUUAUAGUUCUAUGACCCCUGAAGAAUGGCUAAUUCGAGACGGAAAACAUCAACCAGUUCUUGGAACAAUAAGUCUUGCUUAUGGAAUUCUCAUUGAUCUUCUAUUUAUUCCAACAUUGAUUGCGAUGAUGUCAAGAGACUUAAUAAAACUGCCAUGUUAUAAACUUAUGUUUUUUAUUGGAGUCGUGGAUAUUUUUGCAAUAGGUUAGCAAACUUUCCUAAAAUUUUUUAAAUUCUAUAUUUUACAGGGGUCAACUCAAUAAUCACUGGUUACCUAGCAAUUGAAGGAGCUGUUUAUUGUACUCAUCCUCAUUUGAUAUACAUUUCUGGAAUGGCUGGUCUUGGUCUUUGGUGUUGUUCAUGUCUCGCAAAUAUUAUGCUUCUUGUCAACAGAAUUCUCCAUUUAAAAAAUGCGCGACUUUCGAAUCUUAUUUUUCGCGGAAAUCGGACUUUUUUCAUUAUUUGUAUUCCAGUGAUUUAUGGUUUAUUCUUCGUUUUUUUUACACCGACUUGUGUUUUUUCUUCGAAAUUGUAUGCGUGGUUUUACGAUCCAAAUAUAUUUGCGAAUCGUACUGCGGAAUAUACAAAUUAUGGACAUGGAUUCAAUAAUGUUAUGAUCAUUGUUGUUAUUUGUGUUUUGAACAUUUAUAUUGUUUUCGAUUUGAUGAAAACUUCAAAAGGAGCAACGAAGAAGAAUUGGAAGGUUUGUAGAUGCUUUAAAAAAAUGAACGAUAUAUCCGAAAUAUUCCUAAAUUCAGACUCACUCAAUUCUCUACCAAGCUAUUUUGAUUUGUGUAAUCAAUCAAAUUUCCUCUGGAAUUUACGUGGUGAUGAACUUUGUCGAAAUGCCCCCUUGGGUAACAAUAUUUGCGCAUUAUUUAUGGCAACUCGAUCAUAGUUGCCCACUCAUUAUCUACCUUACUCUAAACCCUACAAUGCGGCGAAGAUUCUGGAAUACACUUCGAAAAAAUUCGGUUGGAACUAUGCCAAGUAGAGAAAGACGAACAGUCGGAGACUACAGUGUUGGAUGA
Caenorhabditis angaria is the source of this 1223-nucleotide messenger RNA. The record is from the annotation of a GenBank genome assembly. Lineage: Eukaryota; Metazoa; Nematoda; Chromadorea; Rhabditida; Rhabditidae.